ACAAAGUGGGCUGGCAGCACAAGAGCCAUGUGUUUCAGCUCCACGCUUUGAAGGGCUCCAGAAACUUUUCAGAGCAGCUUCUGAGAAAUAUCACGUAACAGGCAGGAGAGAGGAAAAAUAAAAGGGAGAGGAGGAGAAAAAAAUGCGGGAGAGGGAUGGGGUGCAGAGAUGCCGCAGAGAUAAAUUAGCUUUCGUGCAUGUGUUGUUUUGGUAGCAGCUAGCGUGAGUGCUUCUGUUGGAGGACAACUGUGGAUAUUACCAUUAAAAGGUAAAAUGAUGCAGCGUGAGGAGCUGUCAGCCAGAGAGGAGUUUACCUACAGCCACAUGUCCACCCUGGAGAGGAACAGUGGGACACUGGGACGCCGAGGUGACAGGGGAAUAGAGAGAAGGCCAGACAGGGUGGAGAGGGAGAGGCCUGAGCGCGACAGCUACACGGUGGACGUGAGGGCCAGCGACCUGCAGCUUUCACAGCCAGAGCCUCUAAAGCACCCCUGCUUCAGCUGCAGGGCCUGGCUCUACAGCGUCCUCAUCGGGGGGAGUCUGCUCAUCACAUCUGGUUUCUCUCUGUACCUCGGAAACACGUUUCCCGUUGCCAUGGACUACCUACGUUGUGCUGCAGGCUCUGGAAUCCCAGCAGCGAUUGCGAGCUUCGCUAUAGCCAAGAAACGACACGUUGCAGUGUCAGAUUUCCAAGUUGUCUAUGUGUCUACGUUUGCCGUUACAACCACCUGCCUGGUUUGGUUUGGUUGUAAACUGGUGUUGAACCCGUCUGCCGUCAAUAUUAACUUUAACCUCAUCCUGAUGCUUUUGCUGGAGGUGUUGAUGGCCGGCACUGUCAUCCUGUCAGCCCGCUCUGCAGAUGACUGCUGCUGCCGCAGGAAGUCUGGACCAUGUGACAGACCUGUGGUCAUCAAACCUGCGGUCUUCCCCACUCGACUUCUUAAGGCGUAUUCUGUGAUUGAAGUGAUUGUGGGAAUCUCAGCUGUGUUUGGAGGGAUUAUCGCGCUCAACAUGGACGCCUUGCUGCCUGGUCCAUAUUUGUCCGUCACAUUUUUCUGGAUCCUUGUAGCUUGUUUUCCAAGUGCCAUUGCCAGUCAUGUUGUAUCAGAAUACCCCAACAAAUGUCUGGUGGAGGUUCUGAUUGCCAUCAGCAGUGUGACAUCCCCGCUGCUCUUUUCAGCCUCUGGCUUCCUCUCGUGCAGCGUGAUCAACUUUAUUGAAAUAUUCCUUUACGACGUGCCCACAGCCAAACAAUCCUAUGACAUCCUGCUGUUGAUUCUGAUGGUGUUGCUGCUAGUGCAGGCAGUUCUUACUUCAGCCACUGUGGUGCACUGUGCAACAUACAAGAGUCACCUCCAUGCAAGGGCUUCAGAAUGUGAGGAGAACAUGAUGCUGACCGCAGCUCAUUACCAUGAGCAGCAACAGAUUCCCAACGGAACACUGCAGGAUCAUGACAAAGACAGAGCCUGGAAAGCAGUUCUGGUCCAAAUGGCUCAAUGAAAGGUUCUGUUGAAUACACAGAAUUGCAUCCUGGGUUGAAAGCAAACAUUUUAAUAAGGUAUUUAGAAUAUGUUUGCAACAGGUUGGCUGAUGGGAAGAUUGGAUUGAAAAGAGGAGAGGACAAAUGCAAAUGAAGUCUAAAUACAGAGGAAGAGGGGUUAGGUUUGUUGCAUAAAAAGGCAUUUAGCACUUUGUUGAUUUGUGUGUCUUCUGCUUUUUUCUAAUGACUUGUUAUUGUUCUUGAACGCUAAAAGUAGUUUUUUCUGCAUUUAAUGACUGAUGGCUUGUCUAAUUUUUUUUCACAUUUAUAUCAUCAAAUACAUUUAAAUGAUGUAAUUUACACAAAGGUGAAUUGUUUCCGUGCAAGUAUAGACUCCACCACACAUAAUUUUCACAAAUGUGAAAGAUAGUAAAUGGUACAAUUUAAAACGAAGAGAUUUUGCUAUCAAUAAAAGUAAAAGUAACAUUAUCCUCAGGAUCUUAGUGGAAACAGGUUAAUUACUUCUGAUUCACACUUGCAAACAUGCGUUGUGAUUGAAAUGACGUUCUGCAUUAGCGUAAAUAUUUUCUUUGAAUAAAUAUGUGUUUGAAAUGUU
This is a messenger RNA of Nothobranchius furzeri (turquoise killifish), 2096 nucleotides long. It is a transcript of the gene mlc1, whose product is annotated as modulator of VRAC current 1. NCBI's taxonomy places the organism in Eukaryota, Metazoa, Chordata, Actinopteri, Cyprinodontiformes, Nothobranchiidae. Gene Ontology annotation, biological process: regulation of response to osmotic stress. The record is from RefSeq and is a predicted model, not a curated record. Gene Ontology annotation, cellular component: endoplasmic reticulum; cytoplasmic vesicle; plasma membrane.